UAAUAGUUUAAUUUACUCUGUACCCAAUUCUUCCUCGUUGCUGUGUGUGUGUGUGCGCGCGUAUGUGGUUGUCGAUGGCGCUGUGUCCGUUGCUGCAGCAACCGACAGCAAACGAGCGAAAAAAGGCAAUAAGUGUACGAGUGUACGUGUGUGUGAGUGUGCGUGCGCGAAGGACCAACAGCGGUAUCCUUUUUCGAAUGCGUAAAACUGCUGAAUGUGUGUGGCUGUGUGCGGGCGUGCGUGUGUGUGCGUAAUGAAUUUUUGGGGGUGUGUGCAGUAUAGAGUUACAGAAAACGGAAUCGAUUGAGGAGACGAAUUUUUUGGUGGCAAACAAAUGGAAUAUCUGUGCAUGAUCUUCAAGUUAAAACACGAACACACGAUAAAGAAAAAUAGGAAAACACGCACAUGCACGUAUUCACAUCCUUUGGAAAUAGACGAAAAGCUUUCCGGCAAUCGAACCGAGCAUCCGACAAAGCAAUGGCGUGUUUCCUACGCGCAUGGCCAGUGUUAAGUGUUGGUGAUAAAUAAAAUAAAGAAAAUGUGUAAAAUUCAUAUUUUACCACUACAAGUGAAUGUGAGUUCCAUAGUGAUGUGAAGAUAAAAUUUUGAUAUAAUAUAAAAAAGCAAAAGCACGGAGAUUUUAGCGCAAAAAAAAGAAGUGAAAAGCGUGUCCCUGGAUGUGAGUUUGCUGUGACACAGAACGGUUAGUGUCACAAGAAGGAAAAAGUUAAAACAGGGGGGCCCAAUACUGCAUAUCAAACUCUCUGUAGUUCGGAGUUCUUGCCAUUCCUGGACAUAUUGGAUUACUGAUAUCAACCUCCGGGGAUAGCUAUUUCUAAAAAUAAAAGCAGACAAUCCUCCAGCAUCGCCAAUUGGUGGCUGUCCUUCGCCAGUGACCGUACUCGCUCAUCCCAAAAGUUCUAGGGCGAACCGUGUGCCCCCAGCAAAACUUUCCACCCGGAACACUAUGAUUGCGGCACUGGUCGCGGAACCGAAACGAGCAGCAGCAUCCACGACGACGUCCAAGAAUCGUUGCAAUUUGUCGUUCGUCGAUUUGCAUAGUUGUAGCACAAAGUUUCCCGAGGGAAUUCUUCCGCUCGUGUAGGAAAGUUUGCACCAUCGAAAGCAGGAAAGGAAGCUGCAGCGAACUAGCUGCAUGACGAGAAGGACAUUCAUUGCUGUUCCGGCGUGUUUAACCGACACACAGCGACCGUAGCAAAGCGUGUAGCAAAACAUUCCCCACGGCCAGCAAAGAACAGAGAGAGAGAGAGAGCGCGCUCUAGCCUGAAGGCAGCAAAUGUUGUUGCUUGUUCAAAGUUUAGCGUUUGUAAGGUUGGCUAAUGAAAAAAGUUACCGACCAGCACCACCAGGAUUACUACUAUCACUGCUGCCCUGCACGUCUGACAGAGUGAUCUAGUCGAGGAACUGUUGUAUCAUGUGAAGAAGCGAGGCUCUUAACGAGGAGACACACACACAGAAAAAGUAGUUGUCACCACCGUCUCAGUACUCUCGGGCUCGAAGCAAUUAGAACCCAUUCAUUAGCUCUCGGAGGAAGCAGCAGCACCGACAACACAAAAAAGCUGCAAAACUCCACUUUUAACUGACCUCCCAAGCGCAGUGCCGGUUUGAUUAUCUCCCCAAAUGAGGAUUCCUUCAACGAGCAUCGCACGGUUGUUGUCAUCGUCAUUUUCGGUCAGCUCGCUGCCCACGCCAUCCUCAUCCUGUCCACUGUCGCCACUGGGUUUAGCACAAUUCGCACCAAUACCGGGCUGCCCGUGGUCACGAUCCGAUAGCCGGACGUGAAAUCAAGCAACACCAGUAGCAUCAUCCAAAGCAGCAGCAGCAGCUCCACCAGCAGCAGCACAAAGAAUCGUCGAUAGCUGAUAGGGCCAAAGGCUGGAAGAUUAGUGUCUCCUUUGCAGUACCUUGCGUGUGUGCGAAGGUUUAUCCGAUAAGGACAAACAGGAGAACGACGAGUAGCAGCAGCAGCAGUUGCGUGUAUUAGAUUGUUUCUCUGGUUCUCGGCCGUUUUCUUCGUUCCCUGCACUUCAAAACCAACAACGAUGGGCAAUAAAUGUUGCAGCAAACGACAGGAUCAGGAACUGGCGCUUACCUAUCCCGGCGGCUACAAGAAGGGUGAUAGCAGCUUUAACUCAAACCUUUCCGGACCGAAGCACAACAAUGGCGGUUCGAUCGAUUCCCGGUACACACCCGAUCCGAACCGGGGACAGCUUAUAAAACACCCGAAGGGUGGCGUAGACAUCAUCCGACCACGAACGACACCACUUCUACCCGGUCACAACACGAGAAGGAUAGUGGUCGCACUGUACAACUACAAUGCCCGCGAGGAAACGGAUGUCAGCUUCGUCAAGGGCGACCGGAUGGAGGUGCUGGACGAUACGGAAUCAGACUGGUGGCGUGUGGUACAUCUAAAGACCCGCCAGGAGGGUCUCAUUCCAUGGAACUUUGUCGCCGAAGAUCGCAGUGUCAACAGUGAAGACUGGUUCUUUGAAAAUGUUUCGCGGAAAGAGGCGGACAAGCUGCUGCUUGCGAAUGAAAACCCGCGCGGUACCUUCCUGGUGCGACCGUCCGAGCACAAUCCGAACGGGUUCUCGCUGUCGGUCAAAGAUUGGGAGGAAAGUCGAGGCUAUCACGUAAAGCACUACAAGAUCAAACCACUGGAUAAUGGAGGCUACUAUAUUGCAACGAAUCAAACGUUCCCAUCGCUCCCGGCACUGGUGAUGGCCUAUUCAAAGAAUGCUCUCGGACUGUGCCACGUACUGUCUAGUCCCUGUCCAAAGCCACAGCCACAGGUGUGGGACCUUGGGCCGGAACUGCGCGACAAGUGGGAAAUCAAUCGCAACGAGAUACAGCUAAUCCGCAAGCUCGGCCACGGCAACUUCGGCGAGGUGUACUACGGCAAAUGGCGAAACAACAUCGAGGUGGCGGUGAAAACGCUCCGCGAAGGUACCAUGUCCACGCAAGCGUUCCUGCAGGAGGCGGCCAUCAUGAAGAAGUUCCGCCACAGCCGGCUGGUAGCGCUGUACGCCGUCUGCUCCAAAGAGGAACCGAUCUACAUCGUGCAGGAGUACAUGUCCAAGGGCAGCCUGCUCGACUUUCUGCGCACCGGCGACGGUCAGUUCCUGCAGUUCGAGGAUCUGAUCUACAUCGCGGCCCAGGUUGCGUCCGGGAUGGAGUAUCUCGAGCUGAAGCAGCUGAUCCAUCGGGAUCUUGCCGCCCGGAACGUGCUGAUCGGCGAGAACAACGUGGCAAAGAUCUGUGAUUUCGGGCUGGCACGCGUGAUAGCGGACGACGAGUACUGCCCGAAGCAGGGCUCCCGGUUCCCGGUCAAGUGGACCGCACCGGAAGCGAUCGUGUACGGCAAGUUCUCGAUCAAGUCGGACGUCUGGUCGUACGGUAUACUGCUGAUGGAGCUGUUCACGUACGGGCAGGUGCCGUACCCGGGCAUGCACAGCCGCGAGGUGAUCGAGCAGAUCGAGCGCGGUUACCGGAUGCCCAAACCGACGGCGCACCACCUGCCGGACGACAUCUACAGCCUGAUGCUGAAGUGCUGGGACGCGAUACCGGACAAGCGGCCCACGUUCGAGUUUUUGAACCACUAUUUCCAGAACUUUACCAUCACCUCGGAGGUGCCGUACCGAGAGGUGCAGGAUUAAGCAUGUGUGUUUGUGUGUUAGGGUUUUAGGGAAAUCAUAAGAACGCGCAUCAGGCACGUGCAUCCGCGUGCGGCAUAAGAAAAAAAAAACAUUUUUUCGUACCCGGUUUCCUGGUCUCUUCGUGAGCCUCGCGCACGCACGUACCAGUUUCCGCUUGUUUUGCCUGGUACCCUUCAGUAUCUUCCCCUUGAGGAUACGUACUCGAAAAUGGAAGCGGCGCACGCACAAUUGCAUCUAAUUAGUUAGAUGCUGCAGAGCAUAAUUUUGUUAGACACACAUUUUUAACCCUCAUUGCCACUAGCGAUAACGAAGAAGCCGAACACCGAAUAUCAGUUGCCAGCUCCAGUUGCCAACUACCGUGCCGGGUGUGAUUGAUGGUGAUGAGCUUGUGCAAUAGGCACUGUGCCUCUCUCUCUUCUUCUCUCUCUAUUUACGAGCAAGAAGUGUGCGCAUUUACCGAGAGUCCCUUAGGUGUGACAAAUGUUUCCAGCACAUAUGUAAGGUAUUUUAGAGCAACAGAAGAAAACAAUCACCACCCCACGCAUGACAAUGAAAGACGAAUGACGCUCGGUGUCGUAGCUUAGCUGGUGUAAAGGGCAGGCAGAGCCACGGACAUAUGAGACUUAUUUUACCUUUCCGCAAAUUGCAGAAAAAGUAGAGCGAACAGCGAACAGCGGUCGUCAUCCACACAGGAAACUGGUGCGCACGUGCGUUGCGAAUGCAUAACAAGCGGAGAAUCACAACAGGAGCGAAGGUAGUACAUGGCGGUACACCACCAGGCUUUUCCUGACCGUUACUAGUUUUAAACGUAUAAUGCUUAAGAAGGUAAGAAAACACACACAUACACACAGUAGUAGUAAUUAAAGGAAAAUUUCGGGGCAAGAAGCAACCCCGAACAGCAGCUGCUAAAAGACGAUGAGUUUGCAGAACGAAACGGAGAAACUAAUAUAACCGAGGAUCGGUUAGAACUUUAGAAACUAGCAAGGAGACGUGUAUUUCGUCCCAGGGUUUUGCUGCUCCAUUUCUACUCUCCCCCAACUACUACUACUACUAGUACUGCUACCGCACAUGGUUCAGCCUCUCUGCCCCGUCCAACCAAUAGGUACACAUCAUCAGACACACACACACACAUGUGACGUGUUGCGGAUAAGAUUGUGGCGGCGAGAACCAGCCAAGACAGGACACGGUGGACUGGAUUAAAAACGGAGAGCAAGUAGGCAAGAAAAAAAAACCAAAGUUCAAAUGUUAUUCUUCUUAUUCUAAACUUGUGUAAAAGUGUAGGUUUUGAGAUUUAUUUAAAACAAAAAAAACGGAUGUGACCAAACGGGUGAGAGAUAUCCAUCAUGCCACGAUCACUCGAUCAUCUGGGAUCGAUUGAUCGUUCGUCUCCUGGGGUGUGGGUAGCAGUAGUUGCGUAUGUUUAUGUAAAUUAGUAUUCGAUAGUUUUUCUGUGUGUGUGUCCCUGUCUCUCUCUCUUUCUAUAUUUGUUUUCCUUCCUUGUUUUUAUUUUUGUAUCUUCUGUCCUCUCUUGACACUAUGUGUAAAAUCCGUGACUAUAAAAGGACAUAGAAGCAACCAUAAAAAUAUUCGCUCGAAAAAAAAACUAAAAAAAAUGGCCAAGCAACUUGUUGCAUCGUACAAGUAAAAACAAACAAAAAAUCCAUUCAAAAACAUGCUUAGAACACAAACCAUACAUGAAGCGGAUAAUCAUAGGACGACGCGGUGUAUAUGUGUUCACUACAAAGGAACAAUCGUGGAAGUUUGUGCGUGUAUGUGUUGUGGUAGUUUUUUGGUUUAAGAUUCUGUUGUUUUAGGAGUGAUUACGGAAGGACGUACGGACCGGAACAGCAAAUUAGCAAACUAAUGGUAUUGCACAAAGAACGAAAAGACAUAAAUUCCAUUACAAUUUUCUUUUUUCCCCGCUGUGUCGUAAAUGUCUCAUGCGCAACGAAGCUGUAACGACCCGAAAGGCAAAUCUCUAGUCCCUGCUGCGCGAGGUGUGAUACCACACUGCUGUCUUUUAUAUUUCCAGUCCUGAGAGGUUUUUUUUUAAAUCUACUACAACAGAAGAAGCGUAUUGUGUGUGAAGUUGACCGUUUUUAGCGAGUAGUGGAUGGCGCACAACAAUCGUUUUUGAAUCAAAUGUGUCUUCAAACUGCCAUAGAGAAAGGGAGGGGAAAAAGAGCACCACUACGGUAACUACUAUUCACAAAAUUCCUACAACACUUUUCCCUACUAUCUCUCACCUUAACUUACAGUCGAUUGGGUUUUUUGAUACGAUCGUAUUUUUUUUCACCAAACUUUUUUUGCUGUUGUUGUUGUGAGUAGUGUUGUGAGUAGUGGAGUGUGCAUUAUUAAGUAGAGAAGCGAUUGCAAAAAUUAGAGCGAGGAUGGGAUGGAUGGUAGCAGUGGUAUUUCCUCGAAGCUAAUAUACAAACCGAACGCAUAUUAACCGAACCGGAAACAAUAAUGAACAUGUGCAUUUCGACAGGUUUCGAUCAUGACCCAUCCAAAAAAAAAAAGCAUAAAACACUACACGACUAAACAAUUCACAUACACACACACACAAGAGGCUCCAGGGCUUCGGUCCCCCGUCAGUAUGGGAUGCGAAGAAUUUUAUCAGUAAACUGUGGAGAGAUACGCCGCUAAAAACCUAAACCCUCUACUAAAAGCCAGCUCUGUCGCUGCUGCUCAUAAUACCGGAACAGAAUAAGGAAAGUAAAGAAGAAGGACACAUCCAUAUACGAGCGCUAGAAAGAACGAAAGAGAGAUAGAGCGAGGGAGAGAGAGAGAGAGAGAGCGAGAGACAUUAAACAUAUGGUACACGCGUAAGUAAAGCAUAAAGUAAACUCUAAAUUAAAUUAGAUAUAUUCGAGCAUAUAAGCGUAAUCGUCGUGGGUGGAUGAUGAUCAUCAUGGAGCAGGUGCACGUAACUAUAAAGUAUCGAACACAGGAAGAAAGGCGGAAUCGUACGAAUUGUGUAGAGGCAGAAGAAAAAAAAACCACAACAUCGGAAGCGGGAGGCAAAAUGGUGAAAACGAAAAUAAAAACAAAACAUAAAACACAUACAAAAUGGCCAAAUCAGUACCAUCAAUCAGCGGACAUCUUCGUCAUCAUCAUCACGGCACAGCACAUCCCAUAGUCCGUACGAUCCGUCGUCGUACUGUGCUCGGAAGCCUUUUUCCCUCCCAUUUCUCCUGCUCGGUCGAUUGGGAGUGGUGUUGGAAAUAAUCACUCAGUAAGGUGAAUGAGCUGGAGUAGUGAGUUAAAUUUUAUACUCACUCUUUAAAGUUAUAUCUCGAGAAGGAAUGAUGAAACUCUGCGUGAGGAUUAGCCACUCACCUAGUACGUUUUAACUCACUUAAUUCGUUUUAACUCACUUCUCAUUGAUCACAAAUUGUUUUUACUGAAAUCAUUUUGUCAUCGUGUUAUGAUUUAAUUCAUAAUGAGAGAGUGAGUUAGAACGCAGUGAGAGGUUAGUCGUCGCGGAGAAUUAAAUCACAAGUGAGUUGAAAGAACUCUUCGUGGUGAUUGAAAACAUCUUAUUCAUUGCUAAGAAUUAAGUCAUCCACUCAUUCUGCCUCAGUUUGCACAUCACUAAUCGGGAGGUUGUUGGUGAUCUAUACAAGAAAAUCGAUCAGGCAAAUUUGUAUGAUGACGUUUGUACGAUCAUGAUCGCUGCUUAAACGGGGUGUGUGUCCACUUUGAAGGAUUUUUGCUACCUUUCUGUCGGUAGAAACGCGCCUGAUUCUGUCAGUGAACUGGUGGAAGCAUUUUAUUGAGAAAUUGUUAGUGGCUUUUUAAAAGAAAUGGUCGAUAGAUUGUGAAGGACUUGUGCUUUCUGUGCAGCAGCUAAAGACACAUUCACACGUGAGGAUUAUUUGUUAAAUCGAUUUUUUUAAUGAGCAGCUUAAACUCUAUAAUCCACUAAAAAAAAUUCCCAUACAGAAAUACACGCCCACUCACACACACACUCAAAAACUGCACUUUCCACAAAACCUUAUAAUACUACAUAUAAAUAGGUAACAACAACAAAUCAAACUAUUCCGACCAACAACAUCAGAACACUGGUUUUAGAAAACAAAUGGUAUUUCAUAAUGAAAACACGUGUUUCCAAUCAACUAAACCAGCCAAGCUAACUAGCUAACAAAAUCCGCAAACAGCCACACUUGAGUGAUACCUGUCUUUACGCCGAUCAGCACGGGAGGAAUAAUGUUUCGAGCGAUUAAAAAGUAAAACCCAUUAUCCUUAUCACAUACAAUACACCCACACAUACACACCUUUAGCUACUUUUACCCGAAUUUUCUCACGGAACGGAAAGCAAACGGUUGAAAGCCCUAGUGGUACACUUACUGCAAACCAUUAGUAACUACUUCUAAUGCGUGCGUUUUUACAGGCGAAAGACGUGUUUGGAGGAAGGACAUUCAAAACCUGAAACAAGUGUGUGUGUGUGUUAUCAAACACAACUAACCAAAACCAAUAAGCGAAAUCGAAAACUAAACCAAUAACAACAAAACUUGUAGUAUAUUAUAAUUAUACUAAUAGAACAAAAAAAAAAAACAGGAAAGGAGGAUGAAGAAAGUUUUUUACUAAAAUAAAUUAUUAAACGAAAAGGGCAGCCGUUAAGGGGAGAAGCAUUUUAUACAACAACAAGGGGAAACCCUAGCUAAAGGAAAUAAGAAAACUUACAGAAAACGAAACAAAAAAGCCACAGAACAUCAUCCAUAAAAGCGACGGAGUGGUCUUACGAAGCCACAAAAACAUUACACGCUACUACACACACCAGAAGAAGAAAAAAAAACUUUACACUCAGUCUUAUACACAUUAUCACUAUUUCCGCCAUGCCCCAUGCAGUAGCAGCAGUAUAAAUAUCAUAGUAUGUACUUUGAUUUGUUUUAACAUGAGAAAAAAACAUGGUGGAAAGAUUCACCCACGUGCUCGUGCAGAUCGAACAAGGAUCUAGUGGUUAGGAUCGUUAAUGAAAAAAAUGCGCUAUGAAAGCAACCAAUCCUCUUUGCGCUCGUCCUUAGUACGAUGGGGACAAACCAUCAUCGAAGGCGGUAGAUGAAUCAUUGUAAAAAUGGACCCAAGAUAACAAUCUUCCCUCGCUGAAAACACCCCAUACACGUGAUCGUUAAUGGGUGAAAUUUAAAUGCAAUCCUGUUAGUGUGGUUCUGAUGUACCGUACGAUGUACUGAGAGGAGAAGCGGUUAACCUGAUCUUUUUGCUAUGGAAAAAUGCAUCCUGCUGCACACACAGAAACAGAAAACAAAGGACAGAAAGCUUCAUUGCAGACAGUAUUGUA
Molecule: messenger RNA, 8982 nt
Organism: Anopheles stephensi (Asian malaria mosquito)
Lineage: Eukaryota; Metazoa; Arthropoda; Insecta; Diptera; Culicidae
Gene: Src64B
Product: tyrosine-protein kinase Src64B
Exons: 6
Coding region: 2064-3677 (537 amino acids)
Biological process (GO): cell differentiation; cell surface receptor protein tyrosine kinase signaling pathway; protein phosphorylation
Cellular component (GO): extrinsic component of cytoplasmic side of plasma membrane
Molecular function (GO): non-membrane spanning protein tyrosine kinase activity; ATP binding; signaling receptor binding
Source: RefSeq, a predicted model, not a curated record